CCGCGCUUGUCCGUUCUGCUAACCUCAUGCAGUUCGACAUGACGAUGCUGUUCCUCGGGCUCACGACGAUCCUCGUGUCCCUGUGCGUGAUCCCGCCUCUCGCCAAGGUCACGAUCGCCCCGCUCUUGGGCUCGGUCGUCGCCAAGGCCACCAAGGCGUACAUCCACAGCUCCAUCGAGCUCUUCUACAACCUCUGGACGGGCCUCAUCUCGCUCGAGCGCAUCGUGCUCCAAGCCUCGUUCCUCCACGAUCUGCGCCUCUCGCUGCCGUUCCCGAUUGAGCUCAGCCAUGUGUCCAUUGACGCGCUCCAUGUGCAGCUCCCGAGCUUCUUUGGCGGGUCGGGACCCAUGUGCUACAACAUGUCGAUCGAAAUCGUCGGCGUCCGCGUGGCCGGUACGUUUGGCGUCAACUGCGAGCUUGACCGGGCGGCGUACCUCGAGCGGGUUGUCGCCAACAAGCUGGCGCUCGCGAAUGGCAUGACGCAGGCCGUGCAGACGUACCUCGCGCGGCUCGCAUCGCCCAACGAAGCGCCGCCGCCGUCGACGUUCAAGUCGCGUCUCCUCCACUCGAUCGCCGAGACAAUCAAGAUCUCGAUCCGCGACGUCUCGAUCGAGCUCAUUGGCGAGAAGGACGCGGCGCCAACGACGCCCUUGACGAUCACGCUUACCGAGCUCUCGCUGACGAGCGCGCCGACGAACGAAGAGGUGCAGAUCAACCACCGUACGGUCGCGAUGCGCAACUUUUACAUUUGCCUCGAGAGCCAACGCGUGCUCGGCUUCCCGUCUCUGCUCGUCGACGUGACGAUGCCGUACGUCUUUGAGGUCAUGCUCUCGCCGCUGCCGCUCGACACGAAGAAGCUCGGGCUCUCGAUCACGCUCGCAGACAUGAUGACGACGCUCUCGCCGCAUUUGUAUCUGACGCUCAUCCGGUACUACAUCCCGUACGUCAAGUAUGGUCUCUUCCAAGAGUCGCUCAACCAGGCCGAGAUGGCCGAGUGCAUCCACCAGACUGCCGACGCUGAAGAUGCGUACUGCCGCGCGUUCAAGUGGGACUUUGCUGCGCAAGCGCCGACGCCGGUCGAUGCCGUGAAUGACGUGGAGAAGAUGGCGACCUUGGACCAGCUGCUUGCUCUGCGUGCCAAGGCGCUGCGCUGGACCGAGCAUUUGGCACAAACCCACUUGAUGCCGAUCGAGCUCGUGACCAAAGUGCAAGCCGAGAACGCACCGUUUCGCGACAAGCACAUUGUCGUCGCGCUCAACCGCUGGACCGUGCAGCUGCUGGACACGAAGGACAAGAAGUUGCCGGUCGCCGACAAGACGCCGGUGGGCGAGCCGACGCUCGCGGCCGAGUUUGCCAUUGCGGGCGUCGACGUGCUCAUGGAGCAGUGUACGACGGGCAAUGUGGCCAUGGACCUCCAGUACGCGAUCCGCGACAUCCAGCUGACAACCUUGACGCCGAGCAUGGAGUGCCAGCGGUCGCAGCUGCUCUCGCACUCGUCCAACGAAAAGUUGUUGGACGGCCGCCUGCGCCAGACGUUUGCCGGCGGCAUGGACCUCGACGUGACGUUUGAGAAGCUCGCCGUUUUUGCCGCCAAGGAGCCGCUGCAGGAAUUUCUCUUGUACGUCGACCGUCUCCAGCUGACGGCGCAAGCGUACAUGGCCGAGCAACUGCCGGCGCCGGCGCAGACGACCGCAACGACAACGACGACAGCGGUCGUGGUCCACGACACGUCGUCGUCGUCCAAGCUCAACCUCUCGAACGUCGGGCCGUGCUCGCUCCUCAAGGGCGCAACGAUGAACAUUGCGGUUCGCGUCGCGGACGUGAGCGUCUUUUUGAUCCCGCCGGCCGUCGAGUCAACGGGUGCGCUCUUGGAGCUCACCAUGACGACGGAGCUCGCCGUAAAGAGCUCACUGGACGCCGAGUCGAUGCAGCUUGUGCUCUCGGAGGCCGCGCUGCUGCCGCGCUUGUACCAGGCGCCGACGGACAAGAGCGGGUUCCCGACCAUCUUUUCGCCGCAAACCUCGCUGCCGCAGUCGCUCUUGGCGCCGCUCCGCAUUGCCAACGGGUACGAGCUGGCGCGGACCGCGUCGGGCGACUUCGCGCAAACGCUGUCCGUGUCGGUCUCGGACAUUACGCUGUCGUUUUCGCAGCUCAACUUUGCCAUGUUUCUGAGCAGCGUCACGAGUCUGAGCACGAUCCAGACGACGACCGACGACCAGAUGAAGAAGCGCCGCGUCGCGCAGGAAGUCGCGCAGGAGGCUGAAAUGGCGCUGCAGAUCAAGCAGCGCCUCGACGUGGCGCAGGCGCAGUUUGAAGAGAUUGACGUCGACCACACGAAGUCCAUUGAGCUGGACGAGCUCGAGAUGCUGCUGGCGCACGCGAUCGUGGACCAGAAGCUGCUCACGCGUGAACUCCGCGAGCUCACGGCCACGGUCUUCAACACAAUCGACAAGGACGGCAGCGGUACGAUCGACUUUGACGAGUUCCGCCACUACCUCUUGGAAACCAUGAACGUCGACCAUUUGCGCGGCUACGUCGACCUCUACGCGUGCGAGUACGACGCGCUCAACGUGCUCGAAACGCUCUUUGGCCCGUUCUCCAAGUCGACGCCAUCCGACUGGUUUUUCUUUUUGACGUCCCGCGCCGCGUCCGACCCGCUCGAUGCGUUUUGGAGCUUGUACCAAGCGGAAAUGGGCGCGACACGAACGUCGCGGGUUGGCCAGUCGCCCGCCCUCUUGCAGCGCAAGCUUGUGCGCCUCUUGCAGCACCACGAGGCGGCGCACGCAGUCUGGGACGCGCUCGUCGUUCCGAAUUUGGCGACCUCGGACGAGAACCGCGACAUUGACUUGGCGUGGACGGUCAACGACGACACGGCGUGCGGCGGGAUCGUCGAGUUUGAGUCGGCGGCCAAGAUGAUUCUCAACCAGAGCGCCGAGCCGACGAUCGAGGUGGUCGAAACCAAACCGGCGCCGACCAUGGCCGGUGUCUCGCUGCGAGUGCGCAGUGACAUCAAGCUCGGCGCGUUCCACGUCGUGCUGCUCGAUGACAAGCUGCCGUCGACGGCGUGCCGCGCCGACCUUGUUGUCGACGAAUUGACGUGCUCGGUCGCGCUCUCGGCUGCGAUUGGCCCGAAUGUCUAUGACGUCAACGCGCAAGCCUCCGAAUGGGCCAUGACGCUCGGUCUCCAGGUCGCAGCGUCGUGCUACAGUGACCUCUCGGGGCAAAUGGAGCACAGUAUCGAGCCGUGGGUGUGUCUGGUCGGCGUCAACAGCGCGGCGGGCGUCGAGGGCGUCCGCGUCUGGCUCGAAGCCGAGAAGCGCUUCCAGAUCAACGUGUCGUCGUCGCUGCUCGAGGUGCUGGCGAUCUUGCCCGAGAUUAUGUCGGGCGAGCACGUAGUCGAGCCCGAUGCGCCCAAGGUCGUGUACCGGCCGGACGAGCCGCCGUUCCACGUCACCAACUUGACGGGUGUGCCGCUCAUCUUUGGCAAUGGCGACGAUCAAAUUACCUUGGAGCCGCGCUCGGUGCAGGCGCUGAAAAGCGUGGAUGUCGCCAACUGCCGAGUCGAAAUCCCGUCCUGGGGCGCGCUCACGGACGUGGCGUUGCCUGCGUUUGGCCCGAAAGAGCUCGUCGUCAAGGACAGUGCUGGCGCUCACUUUAUCACGCUCAAUGCGAUCUGCCGCCUCGAAGACCCGAAAGACGCCAGCGUCGUCUUCAAGUCGAACAUUGUCAUCUCGAACAAGAGCUCGCUCGACAUGGAGAUGCAGAGCCUUGUGCACCUGGCGGGGUUUACAUCGCUUAACGACAAGGUGACGACGCUCGAGAGCGCGACGUCGCUGUCGCUGCCCAUCUCGGUGUUUAUGGGCGACACGGAAGUCUACUUGCGCAGCGCCAACAGCAAGAGCUGGCACGUCAACAUCAAGCUCACGAACGACAUGCUCCUCGACGCCCAAAAGCCCGAGCUCAACAAGACCGAGUCGAGCAUGAACUCGUUUGUGCGAAAGGGUACGAUCGUGCCGCUGCACCAAAAGCACAAGGCGUCGAAGCUCGUCAAGCAGCUCACGCCCAGCAUCCUCCUCUACCGCCACGUGCUCACGGACAACACGGUGCAGUGGGAGCUGUCGGUGCUGCCGUCGUUUGUGAUUCACAAUGCGCUGCCGUACACGAUCGAGUAUCGGUUUUUGGAGUACCGCGCGACACCCGGCGCCGGCCGCAUGGACAUGAACGGAAUUCAAACGCUCCUCGAAGCGAGCUCGGUCCACGGCGAGGUGGCGUCUGGCGCGACCGGUGAAGUCGAAGGGCUCUCAUCGCAGACUCCCGGGUACAUGGCGUUCCGGCUGCGCAACGGCGCGGCGACGUCGAUGUGGUCCAAGCCGCUGCUCAUGGCGAUCCAUGCGACGGUCGACCUCUUUACGACGGCGCCUGAAAAGUACGAGCUCGAGCCGAAUCUGAGCGUGAGCUUUGAGCGCGCGACGAUGCCCGGGCAGCCGCGCGUGGUCAAGUUUUCCGUGCCCUUUUGGAUCGUCAACAAGACGGGCCUCGACCUCUCGUACAAGCUGCCGGACGCGGACGCGGCGUCGGGCGCGGUCGACGAAGUGACGGUCCACCCGGCUUUUGCGACGCCCAUCAUGGUGCACGCGCCCAAGGCCCGCAUGAGCUUCCGGGCCAACGCGCCGUCGACGUCGACGCCACCGUCAUGGACGCCGCUCGUGACGGACGACGUGGUGCCGCCGAUGUUUCAUCAGCUUAGUGCGGCGGCCGCGUGGUCGGAGCCCAUGAACGCGUCGGCCGUGCAGACAAGCGGCGAAGUCUACAGCAGCGGGCACGUGCUCGGCGUCGACAUUACGGGGCUUGAAGGGCUCUUUGCCGACUCGAUUGCGAUCGCGCUGAGCCCGCGCUACGUGGUGCAAAACCACACGCCGUACGACAUUCAAGUGCGCGCGUUUGCGACGCCGGCGACCGACCAUCUGAACGAGCUCGCGGCCGUCAGCAACUGCCCGACGUACGACCUCGCGUCGCAUUCGAACGGGGUCUUGUAUGCGUUUGAGCCGCUCUCGAAGGACCCGCUCGUCAAGUGCCAAAAGUACUUUAGCAUGGCGCUGUCGGGGUCGACGGUCUGGUCGUCAAUUCUUGCGGUCAACGCGGUCGGCGACGUGUACUUUCCGCUCGAGUGCACGAUCCGCAAGCGCGGCUUUAUCGUGAAAGCGAGCAUCCAGCUGCUGGGCACGCACCUCUUUGUCGUGCUCACGGACGCGUCGUCGUACCCGCCGUACGGCGUCGAAAACUACACGAUGCACCCAGUGACCUUGCGCCAGGGCAGCAACCUCGCCAAGCAAACGACCGAGCUCGCGCGCGCUGAGCGCCUCGCGUUUGCGUGGGACCAGGCGUACGUGGCCGACCACAAGCUGGACGUGACGAUUCAAGGCCAAAAGUUCACGGUCGACAUUGACUCGGUCGGGCCCGUCAAGACGUCGGACCUCUCGCUGCUCAAGCUCAUGGACGGCCCCAAAAAGUUUGUCCUCGAGGUCGUGCCCGUCGGCAGCGCGCGCGUGCUGCGCAUCGUCGACGCCCGAUCCAAGCACCUCGACAAGCUCCGCAGCGCCAAGACGAGCUUGGAAGGCCAGGCGCGCGCGGUCGCGGCGUCCUUGUACACGACGGCGCUCGACAUGCGCCUUGCCGGGUUUGGCGUCAGCUUUAUGGACGCGCUGCCGCAGGAAGUGCUGUACCUCUCGAUGGACGACGUGCGCGUGCAGAGCGCGCCGCAGUCGCUCGAGUGGGACAUUUCGAUUUUCAACCUCCAAGUCGACAAUAUGCUCGCGAACGCCAAGUUCCCGGUCAUCCUCGCGCCCGUCGACAGCGGCUACAACAGCGGUUCGGUGACGCCCGUGCCUUUUUUCAAGCUCGUGCUCGAGACGCUUGGCGACAAUGGCAGCCUCUUCAAGGUCAUGGACGUGGCCGUGCAGCCGGCCUACAUCCGCGUCGACAUUGACUAUCUCUUCAAGCUCCUCGGGCUGCUCGAACCGCUCUUGGCGUCCGAGACGGCGCUCCAGUCGCAGCUGGAGCUCGCGCUCGAGCUUUACAGCAAGCCGAUGCCGUGCCCAGCACCGAUCCGCAACUCGCAGCUCUUGUAUUUCGAGGCGUUCUCGGUGCGCGAGACGCAGUUUAAGCUCGAGUGCAUCAUCCAGAAGGAAGACAUUGCGCGCUCCAAGGCCAUGGCACACUCACGCUCGUGGCUCGUCAACGCGCUCAUGCAGCUCAUUGGCAUUGUCGGCUCCAAGCUCAGCGGGUCGCCGUCGUUUAGCUUUAGCGCGAUCACAAAGCGCCACUGCUUUACGACGAAAGACCGCCUCGUGUCGCAGCUCGUGCAAACCUACUCGCGCGACGUGGUCAUGCAGGCGUACAAGCUCGUGGGCUCGAUCGACAUGCUGGGCAACCCGGUGGGGCUCGUGGAAGACCUCGGGUCGGGCUUAAAGGCCUUUCUCAAGGUGACGACCAACGAGGUCUUGGGCGACUCGCAAACGCGCGGCGAAGGCGUCAAGAUUCUCGGCAAGACGGUCGCCAAGACGGGCACGGGCGCGCUCGCCAAGUUUACUGGCAGCCUCGACAAGCUCAUGGACGAGGUCUCGGACGUGGCCGACACGCCCCACGACAAGGACGAGCGCGACGCGAACGAGUCGACGUCAGUGGUCGACGGCGGGCUCAAGUUUGCGAAAAACCUUGGUCUUGGCCUGACGGGCAUCAUCACCAAGCCGGUGGAAGGCGCCAUGUCGGGCGGUGUCACGGGCUUCAUGCAAGGCGCGGUGCAGGGCCUCGCGGGCGCGCCCGUCGUCCUGCUCAAGACGGUCACGUCGACCGCGCACACGCUGGCGACGGAAGCCUCCGAGACGCUCGAGGACGUUGUGCCGUUCCAGGGCCGGCGUCGCAAGGAGCGCCAGUUUGUCGACAAGGUGCUCGUUGUGCCCUCGAAGCAGCAGCCCUCGAUGCUGCACGUUGAGAUUCUCAGUGCGAGCGGCCUCGUCGCGUCAUCCGGCCAGUGCAACCCGAUCUGCUACGUGCUCUUGAACGACAAGGUGGUGUUCCAGACCAAGUGCCUCUUUGGUACGGCCAACCCCGAGUGGCGCGCGGCCAAGAACAUUGAGCUCAAGACCGAGUCGGCGACUACGAACGUGACGUUCAAGGUCCGCGACUCGUUUACGGGCUUUGAGAGCACGAUUGGGCAGUUGCGCAUCCCGCUCAACCAGCUCAUGAUGGACUUUGACCAAGAGACGGGCAGCUCGCCGCUGAGCAAGUGGGUCCACUCGAACGUGGCCGACCUCAGCGCCAUGUCGGUCGACCUCCCGCGCCUUGAAAAGGAGUACAUGCUCUGGGGCAAGCCCAAGAAGGCGCGCGACGGCAAGCCGCCGUCGCUCCAAGUGCUCGUGACGGUCCUCGACCUCGUCAACUAUGUGCCGCCCAAGACCAUGUUUGGCUCGACGCCCAACCUGGCGCCGUACAUUGGCGUUGAGCUCGGCGGCAAGAGCCAGAAGACGACGGCGCUCAAGGCGGCGUCAGCCAACAUGAGCUGGAAGGAGACGCUGACGUUUGACUGGAAGGCGCCCGAGAAGCACAAGCAGAUUUCGUUUACGCUCUUUGACAAGAGCAUGCUCGUGGACGAGACACUCGGCAACGUGCUGCUUCCGCUGCGCCUCUCGGAGCCGCGCGUCGAUAUGCUCUUGGACAUUCGCGUCAACGGCGUCGUGAACGGCCAGCUGCACGUCAAGACGGAGAUCCUCGGCUUGCCGGACGACGACGACGCCGAGCCGAGCCCGAUUGAAGGCGGCGCGACGAGCAAGACGGCCGGGAAGCUCAAGCUCCACGUGGCCUUUUCAUAAGCGUGACCAAAUUGCAUACUAGUACACUACCGUGUUUUGCGUUGAGAA
Messenger RNA from Saprolegnia diclina VS20, 7916 nucleotides. RefSeq lists its product as hypothetical. NCBI's taxonomy places the organism in Eukaryota, Oomycota, Saprolegniomycetes, Saprolegniales, Saprolegniaceae. Gene Ontology annotation, cellular component: extrinsic component of membrane. The transcript has a single exon. The record is from RefSeq and is a predicted model, not a curated record. Gene Ontology annotation, molecular function: calcium ion binding. The coding region runs from base 27 to 7868 and encodes 2613 amino acids. Gene Ontology annotation, biological process: protein retention in Golgi apparatus; protein targeting to vacuole.